Molecule: messenger RNA, 3384 nt
Organism: Ostrinia furnacalis (Asian corn borer)
Lineage: Eukaryota; Metazoa; Arthropoda; Insecta; Lepidoptera; Crambidae
Product: general transcriptional corepressor trfA
Exons: 2
Coding region: 114-3323 (1069 amino acids)
Source: RefSeq, a predicted model, not a curated record
AGUCAUGUAUCAACGUCGUAUCGAGUCGUUACUCAGUGAUAUUAAUUUCUUUGAACGUUCAAAAGCAGUCGUGUACGAAUCGUUCUUGACAUUUUGAUCGGCUGUCGCCAUUUAUGGAUAGCAGCUCGGAAGCGAUGGAGUUGCGGCGAGAGCUCGACGCAGUCAGGAGUGCCCUGCAGCAGCAAUCCGAGUCGGUGCUGAAGCAGCGGCAUCAGCUCGUCGAGGCAGGACAAGCCCUAGUCGCCCGGGACAAACAAGCAGCCCAGGAGAGACGAAUGAGACAAGACCAGCUCGCCCUAGUCCUCCGCUCCCUCGUCCUCCUCGAAUCUCGCCUCACCAGAGAACAACGACAGAUCCACGUCGCGCUCCAGCAAAAAGAAAAAAUAAUCAAGUCCCAGCAAGAAGAAAUAACCAAACUCAAAGCCAGGAAAUCUUACUGCAGCAACUGCCAACAACUCCUCGGGUUCACCAGUGAGCAAACCAAUAUUGAGACCGACCCAGAAUUCCAGAGCUUAGAGAGCACCGAUUCCAGAUUCCAGAACAACUUUGUGAGGAGCUGUAGUUAUCGCGAACGAAAUUCUCCACCGGUUUUCCAAAAGAACACUAGACUAAGUAAAAGCUUCCAGCUGCCUAAGAACGAUGUUGUCUACGGCAACAGUAGUUCCAGUGAAGAAGGGAACCAUGGUAGCAUUGGCAGCAAAGGAACGUUUAUUAAAAAUAAACAAGCUUUCGUUCGAAGAGACGUAUUCAGGAGGUCAAGAAAAUAUUCAGGAAGGAAGAACAACCAACUGAAAAACUACAACAAUCAGCUCAACAACAGCAGUAGCGCUGAAGAGUGUGUGGGCAUGAGCUAUCAAGUAAACCAUGACGACAACGAUGUCACAGCUAAUCAGAUAGCUAAGGAUAUCAGAAGGGCGUCGGAGAAAAUUGAUCAGCUCAUUGUAGAAGCAGCUAAGAAAGAAGUGUAUUCUACCAGUGAUUCUGAAAAAACGUAUUCCACAAAAAUGGAACGAAUCCAUGGUAUUAAAAGACAGGCUUCUGAUGAAAUCAAAGCGAACAGACAACAGUUUAUGAAUAACGUUCUCAAAGAAGAAAACAAUGAAGAAAAGCCAUGGUACUGCAAUGUGAGCGAUCCCGAACAAGAUGGAGAUUGUCUAGACCAAAGAAGUAUGUUGAAAAAUAAUAAAUCAAAAUCCACCGACGAUCUCUUGACCUUUGACAACGGUAUUCUGAAUAAAGAGAUCAUCGUUUCUGCUAAAAACGAGAUACUGUGUAAUAACAUAUUAAAUAAUAACGAUGAAAGAUUUAAUUCAAGACUCGACGAUAAGAAUAAUAACGUCGAAUCUAAUGCCGCUACAAAGAAGCAAUCAGCUGAAGAAAUAAAUGAAAACUGGUACGCAAGUACAAGCGAUGCAGAAGAUACUCCAACAAAUGAGAUUUAUAAAAAUAACCCAGUUUUAGAAUGCGUUAAUCAAAUUCUGCUUCAAAAUUCAUUAGACGAUAGCAGUAAUGAUAACUCCAAGUCAAGUGAGGCUCCAAGCCCAAAAUCAUCAACUAAACGUGUUCAAUUUUCAACACUUAACAGCAUUUCUUACGAUGAGAAAGUGAGACCUUGUGGUAACAAUCACACUUUGCCACGAUCUGAUAAGAGAGCAAAUAAAAUUGUGAAGUUCAGUUUGGAGACAGCGUCUGAGCACAGCUAUGAAGUGCCGAAUACGGCGCAAGGUUUCCAAUAUGAGAUCCAAAGCAUAUACAGCAAUGAAUAUGAGCCUAUACUUACUAAAGCGACUGAAUCAAAGCCUGUGCCAUUACCCCGUUCAGUGCCGCCUACUGAAAGCAAGCCCAACGUUCCCAAAAUAAGAGGUUCUAUUGUCAAGAAUAUUGCUGCAAAUAUAGAAAAUCGCACAAACAAUGCUGAUAAGAAAGCUGACAAUGAACUUGGGUCGAUGAAAAUAUUCAAUAAGCGAAAAGUGCCACGAACUCCUCCUGCGUUGCCACCGAAGCCAAAGAACCUUUCUGCUAAGUGGAAAGUCGAGAACACUGUCAAACCAGCAACAGAACCGUUAGACUCUGAAGCCGUUGCGGCCAAUCAACGGGUUGCAGAUGUUAAGAUGAGAAAAGUGGGACAAGUAGCAACCAUAAACAACGUGGAACCGGACUACUGCUCCAUUUCAGAGAUAAAUGUUCCAGUAGUCAGCAAUGGUAAGAGGGAGUUGCUACUCACACAGCCAACGGUCGAAAUUCAUAAUGAGCAGUAUCCGAUACAUGCCGUGAGCCAGCGCAACAGCGUGGCUAAAGUGGUAUCCUUACCACGAAUUCAAAACAAAAUUAGUGACAAAGACAUUCCAAAACUUCCACACGUCACUGAGAUCAUCAUCCCUGAUGAAGAUGAGAAACCAUGUGAAGACCAACCACGUUCUUUCCAACACAACACUGACAGUUACUUGAAGAACUUCAACAUGCAUCCUCUGCAACCAAAAUUGGACCCUCGCGCUUCCAUCCAAAUGGGAAACACAGUGUCUUCUAUACUAUCAGAAAUCAACAAAGGAGGUAAAAGUGGCACUAAACAGAUCAACUUGACUGAGCUCGACAACCAGUUCAACCAUGUGACAGAUAAGGUUCAGGCGACUAACGCAGAGAUGCACAAAGCCGAAUAUUUUGAGGACAUCGACAAGUUCGAUCUGUCUCAAAAUUUUGAGGAAUUCAAGAUUGAUGAUGAACUCGGUAGCAUUGUUGCAGAGGAAUAUCGCAUAAGCUCUGGAAGCAGCGAUGGUUCGAUGUCCGAUGUGGUCACCGAACAUCUUCUGACAGUCGUGCCUGAGAAAGAAAAUAAACAUGAUGCGGCUAACAGCAACGCUGAUGAGAAUGAUACAUUUCUUGAAAACAACGAAAAUUUAAGCAAGAGUUUGUCAAAAAAUGGGAAGCUCUCAAACAAGCCUGAUUUGCUUUCAAAUAUAGAGAACUUAGAGACUGAAUCUGUGAGGAAUUCUGACAUCGAGUCCAGUAACUCUUCAGGGAGCAACAGUGGCUCCUACAACACAGUAAAGUGUGAGCCAAGGAUGAUCCUGAACAACAAUGUAGAGGUGAACGGGAAUAAGACUAAGGGAGCGUUUGAUUUUUUCCUUGAGUCCUCUGGUCUCAGUUCUAAAUCUAUUUUUACUCCUACCAAGAAUUAUUUGGGUACGAGACCGCCGAGUGCUAACCACAAGAAUGUGUUGAAGCCUAAAGACAUAAAAAUGCGAGUUAAGAAUCCCAUUACAACGAACAAAAUCAACGAAAAGCCUAUGACGACUGCUAUAAAAUAUUUUGAACCCUACGUGUAAUCUUGUGCAUAAUCAAAUAAUACUAAUGUAAUGUAAACUUUUACAGAAAUGUAAAAUCUAU